AUGGGGACGUAUGGGGACAUUGGGGACACAGGGGAGUGUGGGGACAGGGGAGGCCCAUUGGGGACAAGGAGGCACAGCCGUGUGGGGCGUGGGGACAGCACUGGUGCCCUGUCCCAGUUGGGGACACGUGUCCCCGUGGUGCUGGCGCUGCCCCACACCCCCUCCCUCGGGGGCUAUAAGAGCGCGCCGUGCCCGGCCCUGCCCGCCCCGCCAUGGCACUGCCACCGCUGCGAGCACUGCUCCUCAUCCUGCUCUGUGCCACCGCAGAAGCCCUCCGCCAUCUGCGCCCGCCUGGAGCUGUGCCCUGAGCAGCCGGGGGGGGUCCCGGCCGUGCCCCCCCACAUCGGUGCCCAUCUGCAGGACGAGGCGCUGCCGGUGCCGCUGCCGCUGUGCUGGCUGUGCCGCACCUUCCUGUCCCGCGCCGAGGCCGCCGUCCCCAAGGAGGCGGUGGCGACGGCGGUGGCGCAGCUGUGCCGGGCGCUGCCGGUGGUGGCGGCGGGCGCGUGCCAGUGCCUGGCGGAGCGCUACACCGUGCUGGUGCUGGAGACGGUGCUGGGCCGGCUGGCACCGCGCCUGGUGUGCCGCCUGCUGCUGUCCUGCGGCCCCGAGGAGGACGGCGCUGCCCCCGCGUCACCCCCAGGGGACCCCGGUGACACCGAGCGCGUUCCGCUGCGUGCUGCCGGGCACAGGGACCCUGCUCUGUGGCAGGUGCUCAGCCAGCUGUCCCCAAACCUCGGGCUGUCCCCAAACCCUGAGCUGCCCCCAAAGUCUGGACCCUGCGCCCUGGGCCCGGCCUACUGGUGCUCCAGCGCUGAGACUGCCCGGCGCUGCGAGGUGAGCAGGGGGGAGGUGACAAGGGACACGGGGAGGUGGGGUGACACGUCACCAACCCCUGCCCCUCGCUACCAGGCUGUGCCGUACUGCCGGGACCACGCCGGGCUGUAGGGGAUGGGAGGAGCCACCGUGUCCCCCAAAUAAAGCUUGGAAGCCAGCAGCAUG
Numida meleagris (helmeted guineafowl) is the source of this 999-nucleotide messenger RNA. It is a transcript of the gene SFTPB, whose product is annotated as surfactant protein B. The coding region runs from base 1 to 945 and encodes 314 amino acids. The record is from RefSeq and is a predicted model, not a curated record. Lineage: Eukaryota; Metazoa; Chordata; Aves; Galliformes; Numididae. The transcript has 5 exons.